Molecule: messenger RNA, 2284 nt
Organism: Thunnus maccoyii (southern bluefin tuna)
Lineage: Eukaryota; Metazoa; Chordata; Actinopteri; Scombriformes; Scombridae
Product: GTPase IMAP family member 7-like
Exons: 3
Coding region: 480-1478 (332 amino acids)
Molecular function (GO): GTP binding
Source: RefSeq, a predicted model, not a curated record
UGUGGCCCUUAAUGCACCUUUAUCAAUAAAAUGUUUUGGCCAGUAGAUGGUGCUGCUCAUCUACUAACUGGUUUUUGGUCAGCUAAGGUAUUCAUAAGUCCACUUCAUAUGGAGCCUUCAUCAGACUUGUAAAGACAAAGCACUCAUUUGAAACCUAAAUACGUUUAAAUACUUUUGUAGUUUUCAUCAGCUAAGUGACCCUUUAAAACACUUCAAUAACUUAAAAGCUGUUCUGCAGACAAAUCUUCACAAACAUGUUUUAAUUCACUGCUAUGAAAGAAACCAGAAAUCAUCUGUAUGCAGACUAUCAUCAUGAGACAAGACAGGAGAAAAGCUGAAAUCACGACUGAUCUGAACAAAUAAACUUCCCCUCGCAAGAUCGAACAUUAAGAAUAACUACACUGCGAGUGAGGACAAGUCAGCUGUUUCCAAGAAACCUCUGUAAACUCAGGCAGUACUGAGCUGGAUCUGCUUCUGCCAUGAACUCUGACAACAUGUCAUCUGCAGAGAAGGAGGAUCUCGGGCAACAGGUAAAGCCCCUGAGGAUCAUGCUUCUUGGGAAGAGCGGGGCAGGCAAGAGCUCGAGUGGGAACACCAUCCUGGGAAGAAAGGUGUUUGAAUCAGACAUGAGUCUGGCGAGAGUCACUAAACACUGUGAAAAGGGGGUUGGAAAAGUUGGGGAUGUGGACAUCGCUGUGAUUGACACACCAGGGCUUUUUGAGACAGAUCGCAAAAAGGAGGAAAUAGUUCAAGAGAUUCUGCAGUCUGUCAAACUCCAGGAGCCAGGACCUCACGUCUUUGUGUUAGUGGUCCCUGUAGGAAGGAUGACUCAGGAGGAUGAAGAUACCAACAAACUGAUCGAAAACAGAUUUGGCCCAAGAGUGUGGGACUACACUAUUGUGCUGUUCACCCAUGGGGAUCGUUUGGAGGGAAAAACGAUGAACGACGUCAUCACUGAGAGUGAAGAAAACCUCCGCAGCUUCAUACGCAAGUGUAGUGGUGGCUUCCAUGUCUUCAACAACAAAGAAGACCAGGAACCAGAGCAGGUGACAAGCUUUAUCGCAAAGAUCCAGACCCUGAUGGCCCUGAAUGCAGGGGGUCAUUACCAUACGGACCUGUACCCUGAAGAGGAGAGGAAGAUCAGGAAAAGACAGGAGAGCAUCCUGACAGAGAGAGAUGAUGAGAUCAGCCGCAAGGAGAGAGAGCUGGAGGAGCAUUACCAGGGGGAAGAACUGGAGAUGAAGAAGAGGAUGCUGUGGAGAAAAGAGGAGAAAAAUGCAAGACUGGCUGCAGAGAAGGCAACUAACAUAAAACUCAAACUGCUACUUUUGGUCUGCAUGUUCUUCCUUGGAGCACUCUUGAGUUUAGGAAUAGUUUGGGCUCUACCGAUGAUGAUCAUCUUGAUGUGCAUUUAUUUCUAUAUGUUUCAAACUACUUCAGGAAAAAUACCAUGGAUGUCUAACAAGAAAACUGAGUAGGUGUGUGUUUAGAUAGUGAUGCAUUGUUAGUAAUUAGUCAUCUUUUCCUCAACUCUAUAACAGAUGUUCAAUUAAUGUGAUGGACUGUAUUUCAAAAAAAUUGUUUGGAAAAAAAGGUUUUAUGAAAUCUAUCUGUCAAAAACCAGAAAAAAAGAUUAGAUUUUAUAGCUUUCUCCUGAUUUAGACUGAAUCCACUCAUGUAACAAAACUGUAAAAAAAUGCUAAUGAGCCACAUUGUGUUUUGAAAUGGAAUUUAAUACUGUUUUAUGGUCAAAAAAUGGUUUACUUAAGCAGAUAUUCUUCAUAUGUUUCAUAGUAUGUUUGUGGCAAUUUGCAAUAAUGUGUCUGUAACGGUGAUGUAGCCACCUAUCAUAAAAGAUAAAACAUAAACCAGCAGCAUAAAAAACAUAAAACCAGCAGAAAGAAAGAAAGGAAAUGUUAAUGUUUACCUCUCAGAACUGUAAUUGCUUAGUUGUGACAGUAUUUUUCUGCCUCUUCGGUGUCUGAACACGGAGUGAUUUUCAUAUUUCAGCGCCCCCUAGUGGUAGAUCUUGCACAAUAACAUGCUGGGUGACUUUCAAACGGCUGAAUUUCUUUGCUGGUGAUUGACUAAGUUUGUAGGCGUGUCUAUUGCUCAGUUUCUGUUUCAUUUCCUAAUCAGCAGAGGUAGGACAAUGUUUUGAGAUUUUAUCUGUCAUUAUUAUAGUGAUUUUUGAAUAACAAAUGUCAAGUCCGUUGUGUGUUUCUACUCCAGUUUUGUGAAACAAUCGUUCAUAAUAAACAGAUUGAACAGAUGAACAGAUGAA